ACGUUCUGCCAAGACAUGAAGAAGCACAGAGGCAUACGUAACCACGUGUGCAAUAUCUGCAACAAGGCCUUCUACGAAGUGUCCAAGCUUAAUGCGCACAUGAGGGUUCAUACUGGUGAACGUCCAUUCGAAUGCCAAUACUGCGAGCGCCGCUUCGCCCAACAGUCCGCGCUCAUCUACCACAGGCGCACGCACACUGGUGAAAAACCUUACAGCUGCAAGCUCUGCGCAGCUCGGUUUACCACCUCGUCGGCCAGGAACAACCACAUGGUCACACACACGGGCAACAAGAGGUUCGUGUGCCCAGUGUGUUUCAAGGGCUGCACGUCGCGCGCGGAGCUCCGCGUGCACUCCAGCAAACACACCGGGGAGAAACUGUUCGGCUGCACGCUCUGCUCGGCUCGCUUCAGCUCGGCGUCGUACCUCGCGGUACAUAGGCGGCAUCACACUGGCGAACGGAAAUAUAGCUGCAACGUUUGUGGUCGAGGUUUCAUGGAAUCCGGUUCGUACAAGAAGCAUCUUAAAACACACGAAGUUAAGCCUGAAGAUUCUUCCGAAUCCACGGAAAUAGAUAAGGGGGAAGAGGAAGACAGCCAAACUGGGGAAGAGCAGGAAAGGGAAAGUCCUCAGUCCGAGGUUCAAGAGCAGAUCGAAAUAGAAGUGCCGCAGGCGCAGAGAAGAUACAAGUGCGGAAUCUGCGUGAAGACUUACAUGUAUCUGCACAGUUUGAAGAAACACAUGGCUACACAUAUACAGCCACAACAGCAGCAGCAACAACAACAACAACAACAACAGCAACAACAGCAUCAACAACAACAAGUACAACAGGUCCCACAAAUCCAAGUGCAACAACAGCAAGUGCAGCAACAGCAGCAAGUGUCGGUGCAGCAAGUCGGCGCGCAGUUGCAGCAGCAAGUGCUGCAGGUCGGCGGCGUGCAGCAGCUAACGCUGCCGCAGCAACCGUCAUACGUCCAGGCUGGACACUCCCCGUACCCUGUGAUAUCGUCAGUGCAAUCGUUGCAGUUGCAACAAACGCAGCAACACGUUAAUACGCAACAACCGCAGCUGCAGGUGCAGACGAUACAGAUACAUCCUCAGCAUCAACCGAUACAGAUUCAUGCGGUGGGCGUGCAGCAGGUGCAGCAACAGCAGUUGCACGUGGCCACGUCCAGCUGCCAGACCAUGCUGCCCAACAUAUUGCAGCUGGGCGGCGGCACCGUGGCGGUGUCCGGGCUGAGCGGGGCCGACCUCAGCGGCGUCGCGCACCGCAUCAUCCUGCAGCAGCCGCAGCACCCCGCCGUCUACACGCUGCACCACUAGAGGUUGGUUCAACGGGGACUGCUUCGUGGCCACUCUACCCGAUAUGCUUGCGACACGGCACCGCAAACUAUGCGCCACCUGCUGGACUGCCCCGCGUGCUCGCACUCCUGCUCUGAAUCUGACCUGAGAGACGACACGGUCACGGUGACGGGCUAUCAGCACCGCCGCUUUCUGGGCAUCCACUGUUUAGGGGAACCUCGACACGAGAGAAGAUGACCGCUAGAGGAUCGUUCACUUAUUAUUACUUCACAUAGAGAAGCCAUACCAAACAAUGAAAUUGCCGCAAUCGCAACCUGCAGGCGAGGGGAGCGGGCCAGGAAUCACGCGACCAAAACGUCGCAAGCGCCGUGAAAUUCAUGGCGCUUACGCGUUUAGGUCGCGAGAUUCACGCUCCGCUUAGACUGGGCGUUUUCUAAAAUAAAUAUUGAACACCUGAUUCUCACAGAUCCUGGUAUUUUUGGGUUAUUUCGACUCGGAAUCACAAGCAUAUUCAAUCCAGAUGAUUUAAAAAAAAUGUCCCAAAAAUUUGUAUGGAAAUUGUACAUAUAUCCACUACAUACUACACCACGCACAUUGAUUUGUUUUCUCUUAGGGCGUCCUACCUGCAGUGCCAGUUUCACGUGAUAUUUUUGGAACAACCUCGCACAUACAAAUGAAAAAAAAAAAACACUAAAACGUGACAUAAUGGAAUGGACAUGUUGGGACAUCCUUUUUUAAUGGCAGGAUGGAGAAUGCUCUCGAUUCUGAGUAUGUCCAGAUUUGAAAGAAUCAGGUUUUCAAUAUUUGCUGAAAUCGUUUCGUUUCGAAAUCGUUUCUCUGCAAAUGAUUGUCAUUUUUGCUAGGCCCCUAAGAAGCUAGUCUAAACACUUUUUGAUACACCAUUUUACAUGGGAUCAGUUUUGAUAUUAUACAAUAUAAAAAUGGCAUCCGACAGAGCCGUUCGUAGAGUUUUUUAAUGCAAUAAACAGUGACAUUAUCAUAAAAUAGAGGUGAUACCAGCAUUACAAUUUUAUAUUACAAUAGUAAUUCAAUCAAGACUAUUCUGUGCCUAUUUACAUAGUCCGUCUAAACUAACUUUGCACCGAUUUUAACGGAACAAAGUGAGGUGUCAUGUUUUCAUAGAAAUUCGACAUUGAUUGCCAUUGCCACACUGUAAUUACAAGUGCCAUGCAGAGUUAGAUUGGUCCGACUCCACAACAUUCACGUGUUCAGUUAUUGGCUAUUGCGAAGUUCGUUGUGGGAGAACUGAAUGUCAGUUGUCGUUAGUCCAUAUUGUGUUUACUGAUAUACCACAAAGCCGUACACAUACACGCACAGACAAUAUACCUUUUACAUCAGUAUAUACAUAAAUGUAGUAAUAAUUAGCCAUAUCACAUUAAUGGUUAUUACAAAGCCCGUAGUCCACUGUAUAGAGUUAAGGACUUUCCUAUAGUAUGAAUUUUCUCAAAUGAUUUUUACGCCUAAGACCCUAAUCUGUUAAACAAAAGCCAUUUGUACAGCCACAGGCUAGGGCCGAGUACCUGGACAAUGGUGGACUGAUUAAAUUUUUUUUUUUUUUUUUUUUACUUUAUUUAGAACACAAACAGUCACAUAUACAAAUGGGUUUGAAGUACAAAUGUACUUAACAUACUUAAGAAAACAGACCUGGAGGUUCAUUAGUAAGUACAUAAUGUUAACAUACACACUAAAUAGCAGAGAUAAAAAGGAGAUAAAAGAAAAACAUGAGCCUACGGUUGUCCUACCGGAAAGCCGGAAAAUGGAUGAAAUGGUACUCUUGCGCUGCGUGUGCCUGCACAGACCGCUUAAGACCUUAUCUUUAUAAUUAAUAAAACAGGCUUAUAAACACAAUUUAUAUAUAAAAAAAAAAGAGUUUUUGUUAGAAAUUAAGACUUGCUCUCAUUAUUUUAAAAUUUUCAUCUGUAAAAACUUAUUGAGUCCUUUUUAGAGAAGACUCAACGUAACACAAGAAAUGUUUUCUUCACAAUGACACACAUAAUUUUUUAUUUAUUACGAAAGUCCUUAUUGAAAAACUCGAAGAAGGCAGCGAUAGCAAGGGAUCCUAAUGGCCCAAGUCCCUAGCCCUAACUUAUCCUAAGACAAGGAUGUCUGUUACCGUGAGACCUAAGGUAACAGACGGAUUCCUAUUGGGAAGGAAUCGGGUAAGUGGAUGGAUACUUGCUGCCGAUCACUCAGGCUCAAGUGACCGAUUAAGGCUGAAGGUGUCUUAUGCCACAGCAAGGGUACCUAAGAACUAAGAAAUGUGGGGGAAGGAAUCCUCUACUCUCAGAGAAUCGCCCUGAGCUAGCAGAGGUUUUGAGUGUGGAGGUAGUGAAACACCAACGGACAUUUGGUAUCUGAUUUAUUUACAAUGUUCCUAUCUAUUUAUACAAUCUUCGUCUACAGCACACAUACGUAAAUUAUUUUCGUGUACUGUCCGUGUAAAUUGCAACUAGUGCCGGCUUAUGCCCUAGUUGCAUAGACGCGAGUCAGCACGAGUCAGUACGAUGCGGUUACGAAAUCUGUUGUUUAAACACCAUUGUUUUUUUUUUGCAAGCGGUCGGCUCCCGUUGGCAAAGCAACGUCGUUUAAAAAGCAACUGUAUCGUGGUAGUAUUAAGGUUUAAAUUUAUGUUAUAUAUAUGUUUUGGUAAUAUAGGGCGAUCGACCACCUCAAUGUAGGCGAGCGCUCAUAUUAUUACAUAGAUUUGAACCUUAAUACUAUAACGAUACAGUUGCUUUUUAAAGGACAUUGUUGCUUUGCCACGUGGCUAAUACGGGUGUUAACCGCUCGCAUGAAAUAAAUAAUGGCUUUUGUUUAACAGAUAAGGGUUUUAGGCGUAAAAAUCAUUUGAGAAAAUUCAUACUAUACCUAUUCUAUUUCUACAAGCAGUGACGAAAAUGUUAGCUGUUCUAUAAUCUGUCAAUAAAGCUAGUGGAAACUGCCAAAAUGUACUUAGAUAUUUUGUUUAUAGUAGUUUUGUAAUCUAAUAGAGUUAGACCAAGGUAAGUUCGCAACGAUUUUGAUAGCUUAGACUGUGCAAGUGUUAUUUUAAACGUCAAACUUCUAUGAAUAGAAAUGUGACGUUUUCAAUCAAAACUUACCAUAAGGACGAAAAUUGCUUGUAUCUUCAUACGAAAAACCUGUUAGAGCAUCCUUAUGGCAAGCGACAAUGUGGUACCUUUUGCUUGAAAACGACACAAAUUAUGAUGUUUUAAUAACACUUACACGGUCUUCUAACUAACUUAGUUUAGUCCAACUCUAUUAAAGAAAUAUUGAAUAUAUUUGUCAGUACAAGGAAACAUUUUAUUUAACACGAGGUGAAGUCGUGAUUAGUUUAAGUUAAGAGCCUCUUAAGAGCAAAUGCCCUGUUUACAUAGUCAUGUAGUAUAACUUAACGUAGUGUUCAUUAAGCAAUAAAUAUAUUUUAUAAUA
Molecule: messenger RNA, 4752 nt
Organism: Cydia strobilella
Lineage: Eukaryota; Metazoa; Arthropoda; Insecta; Lepidoptera; Tortricidae
Product: zinc finger and BTB domain-containing protein 24-like
Exons: 11
Coding region: 16-1320 (434 amino acids)
Source: RefSeq, a predicted model, not a curated record